AUGGCGCGCAGUGGAGGGCGGGCGCGGCGCGGUGCGAGAGGCGCGGCCGGGCGGCGCGGCGGGCAGUCGGCGCGGUGGCGCAGGAUGAUGCGGCUGUGGCGCUCGGCGCUGCUGCGGGAGCUGCUGCUGCUCGGCCCGCCGGGGGCGGCCGGCGGCGGGGCCCCGGCCCCGGCAUCCGCCGCCGGGACCAGGCGCCUCCAGUCGCCGCUCGCCGCUCUCGGCGCUAGCCCGCCCGCCGCUCGCCGCGGCCCGGCGGCGCUGCCGUCAGCGCGAGGUCUGUGCACCCGCUCGGAAGGCGCCUUGGAGGAGCCGGGGAAGGGGGCGCAGGCGCCGUCGCCGACUCCCGGCGAGCCCCCCGCCGACAGCGGCCACAACAAUAACCACGGCGGCGGCGGCAAGGAGGUGGCCGUAGGCGGCGGCGGGGAGAAUAAAAUAAAACAAGGUCUCCUUCCCAGCUUAGAAGAUCUGCUUUUCUAUACUAUUGCAGAAGGACAAGAAAAAAUACCAGUUCAUAAAUUCAUAACUGCACUCAAAUCUACAGGAUUACGUACAUCUGAUCCUCGAUUGAAAGAGUGCAUGGAUAUGCUAAGGCUGACUCUUCAGACUACUUCAGAUGGUGUUAUGCUGGACAAAGACCUUUUUAAAAAGUGUGUACAGAGUAACAUUGUGUUGCUUACUCAAGCUUUCAGAAGGAAGUUUGUCAUUCCAGAUUUUAUGUCGUUUACUUCCCAUAUUGAUGAGCUAUAUGAAAGUGCUAAAAAACAAUCUGGAGGAAAGGUUGCUGACUAUAUUCCCCAACUGGCCAAGUUCAGCCCCGAUUUGUGGGGGGUGUCACUUUGCACCGUGGAUGGACAGAGGCAUUCUGUGGGUGAUACCAAAGUUCCAUUUUGUCUCCAGUCCUGCGUGAAGCCUUUGAAAUACGCAAUUGCUGUCAAUGAUCUUGGCACAGAGUAUGUGCACAGAUAUGUUGGUAAAGAGCCCAGUGGAUUAAGAUUCAACAAAUUGUUCCUGAAUGAAGAUGACAGGCCUCAUAACCCUAUGGUGAAUGCUGGAGCAAUUGUGAUCACAUCUUUAAUCAAGCAAGGAGCAAAUAACGCAGAAAAAUUUGACUACGUGAUGCAGUUCAUGAAUAAAAUGGCUGGUAAUGAGUAUGUUGGAUUCAGUAAUGCUACGUUCCAGUCUGAAAGAGAGAGUGGAGAUAGAAACUUUGCAAUUGGCUAUUACUUGAAAGAAAAAAAGUGCUUUCCUGAAGGCACGGAUAUGGUUGCUAUACUAGACUUCUAUUUUCAGCUUUGCUCAAUAGAAGUAACAUGUGAGUCAGCAAGUGUGAUGGCAGCAACUCUGGCUAAUGGUGGCUUUUGCCCAAUCACUGGUGAGAGAGUCCUGAGCCCCGAGGCAGUCCGGAAUACCUUGAGUUUGAUGCAUUCCUGUGGCAUGUAUGACUUUUCAGGGCAGUUUGCCUUCCAUGUUGGUCUUCCUGCCAAGUCUGGAGUUGCUGGUGGGAUUCUUCUGGUUGUUCCUAAUGUCAUGGGCUUGAUGUGCUGGUCACCUCCUUUGGACAAGAUGGGCAACAGUGUUAAAGGAAUUCACUUUUGUCAUGAUCUGGUUUCUUUGUGCAAUUUCCAUAACUACGAUAAUUUGAGACACUUUGCAAAAAAGCUUGAUCCUCGCAGAGAAGGAGGUGAUCAGCGGGUGAAGUCUGUGAUAAAUCUGCUGUUUGCUGCCUACACAGGGGACGUGUCUGCACUCCGGAGGUUUGCUCUGUCAGGAAUGGAUAUGGAGCAAAGAGACUAUGACUCACGGACAGCCCUGCAUGUGGCAGCUGCAGAAGGACACGUGGAUGUUGUUAAGUUUCUGCUGGAAGCGUGCAAAGUGAAUCCUUUCCCCAAAGACAGGUGGAACAACACUCCUAUGGAUGAAGCUUUACAUUUUGGACACCAUGAUGUUUUUAAAAUUCUUCAAGAGUAUCAGACCCAAUACACGCCAUCAGAAGAUAACAACGACGGGAAAGAGAACCGAACGGUUCAUAAAAAUCUGGAUGGCUUGCUAUAAUCAUCUUCAGCUAGAUCCUAAGAAUCAAAUCACUUACCUAUUUAAUUGUGGUAUGCAUAAGUAAUGAAGAGCGUGUGUGUUUCUAUCUGAUAGUGGUAUAUAUUUUACAGAAGUCUCUGUUACUUCAGUGUUACGUUACAGGAGUUUCUAUACGCACAGGACAAAUCCAAUCUCUUCAAAAGAAACAAAACCAACUAAGAAUCUCCCUCCAUAAUGUGAGCAAUAUUACCUCAUGCUGCAUAUAAUUGAUGUAUAAAAAUAUUUAGCUGUUGUUGGCUUUACUGUGCACUACUUAAUUUAUUUUUGUGUUCUAUGUGAACUCUAGUCUGUGGUCAGGAACUUUUCUGCUGAAUUUUUGUUUCUUUAGCCCUCUGUUUCCAGUAUGGCCAGGAUGAGCCAGAGUACUGUCAGGUAUGAGCGUCAGUGAGGUUUUUUGAAAGCUGAGGAUGCUGAUGUAGAUGUAGGCUGGGUGUGUUAAGUAAGGAUCUGCACUUAUCUUUGGGAUAAAAUAGAAAAAAAGAAUUCCACACAACCUUGUUUACAUAAUAUAAAUAUCACAGAGUAUAUAGGUGACACUUGUCAAUGGUCUAGGCUUGUUCUUAGAGAUAGUCUUGUCAGGGAACGUGUUUUAAGGUUUGUUUGACCAAAUGGUGUAGGGGAGUGUGACGUGUAGCUGCGGUGUGUAGUGGGAUUUGUGUCUUGGGAGCGUUUCUCUCAGUUCCCUUUGUCUUGCCUCCCUCCUCUCUCUCCACGUUCAGCUGCUAAAGUGCUUCCCUGUGGCCAGGGAAUGUGGGUGCUUCCACUCCGUGCAGGUGUUCCUUGCAGGUGUAUUUGCACUACCCCUGGGGGGGCUGGCAGGGGCUGCUCCCUCCUGGUGGCUGCACCAGGAGCCAGCCAGGGCAAUGGAAGUGCUUGAAAGGCAAAGAACCAAACCAAAUACAAUCUGAGCUCAUUGAGGCUUGUGGCAAGGAGCACGGAUGGAGUGAAACAGCUUUAAGGAGCAUAGAGCCAAUCAGAACAGGAGCAGAGCAGGAGAUAAGCCAGGUUUUAGGUUAUGUUCUCUUCUUGCACUGCCAUCAACCAGGGAGCAGGAUAUUGCAUCACUGGGAUUCCCCUGGUGUAGGACAGGAGUUCAGCACCAGGAGCACAACUGAGUAAAUGCCUUUUGUGGUGAAUGGUGGCAUUCAUUGUCUUGCCACUGAAGCCAGCGUGGCACGUGCCCUGUUGUGGAAAAUGUAGGUGCAGGUAUUUGUAGUUCACAAGAGUCCAAUAUUGCCACAGCUCCCUGUCCCUUGUACAAUUGCUUCUGCCAGUAGUGUGGCACAAAGCCUCAGAAGUGGGCAGUCACUUCAGAUACUCACAACACACUACAGUUGUUGGACGUAGGCAAGGAUUUUAGCACAAGAGUUUUAGGCAGGAAUCAUUUAGCACAUGGAAAAGGAGAUUGUGCUUGAGAAUUGUGUAUAUGGUGGUUUUUAUCCUAGCACGUUGCAUACAAGUCAUUAGUAGAUCUCAGAGGUCAAAUUUUCUGUGUUUUGGCACCAAAAUCUCCUGAAAUCAUGCCCAAAUUCUUCCUAGAAUGCCCAAGCACUUUAUAAAGAUGAUCUGAACCACAUUACCCUCCUUUAGCAAUGAGGACACUAAGGCUUGGAGAGAAGUAACUUCUCCAGAGCGACCCAGCAGGUCAGUAUAGUUGAGAAUAAAUCCUUUCAAGUUCCUGUACAGUCUCUUGUCAAAAUGCCAUACUGCCUCCCUGCAGGGAGGACAAGCCACAUGGAAAAGUGCUUGGUACUCAUCACAAGCAGUGACUGUCUUCAUCAUGAAAGAGUCUGAAAGUCUAAAGCCCUCAAACAGCAUCUCGAAGCUGGCUGGCAUGGUUAUCAAACACUUUUUCUUAAGAAUCCUCCUCUUCUUGAGCUGGUUGGGUUUGGUUUUUGGUUUUUUUUUUUUUCUUGUUCUUUUUUUUUUCUUUGUUCUUCUGAAGAUCAGCUAUUUUUCUGAAGGCUUUUAACCCACUCUCUUCACAUCCUGUGUCAUGGCCACCCCUGUUGUAAACAAGAACGAAAUGAAAUGGCCUCUGGCUCUUUGUUGAGCCACAUCACUGGGUAGCACAAGGCAACAAAAUUAUGAGCUUCAGUGUAAAGGAAUAUUUUCAGAUGGAUCCUAGUUCAAAAUUAUGGAUUUCAGUGCUAAUCCUCCCUAUUUUGCCCCUGUUAGAACACAUUCUGUAGCUUCUCAGAAAAAUACCUGAUGUAGCUUUAUUUAACUGACAUUGUGUUGUUCAAACUGGCAUUUUAAACAUAGGUAUAUUAUUAUAUAGUACACAUGAUAUAAACAAACCAAAACCAAAAGGAUUGUAACUGAGCUAACAUUGAAGAUCAUGGCUGUCCCUAAACUUAAUGCUUUCAUACCGAGUGCUUUUAGCCAGUCCUAGCUUCAGUGCAUUUUUGCUGGUUAGUUUUAGUAUUUUCUCAUUGUGAGAAGAUGGAUUAUUUUGUAAUGUCCAAUUCAGCGAUGCAGCUGCUUAGACAUGGCGUUCUUUAUAAAUAUAAAUAUAUGCAGUACUACAUUGGUUUGGCUGUUUAUCAUUCAUGACACUGACAUGUAGAUUUUCCAGUAAAUAGCUUUUGGUUAUCUUAUCCAACGCUGACUUCCUUAUGCUCCAAAGAAGAUUCCCCCCACUCCUUUGUUUUUAUGUCAUAUAUGUUUCUUCUGUAUCACAACCUAAAAUCGUUCAGCUAACUUAAUGCUUUGUACUCAGAAAUAUUGUGCUAGUCUUAGCAUUAAUUAGCCUUUGUGAACAAACUGUAUUGUACCAGAUUUUUUGCUUCAGAGCUGGACUAUCCGUGACUAUACUUACUGGCAGUGUACUUCUGGUCAUUGUAACUGACUGGGCUGAUCUUGACUUUUAGAUUCUGUAUUGUGGGGACUAGACAGUGAUGAAUGUAUUUCUAGCAGUUUCCCAUGAAUGAAUCUAAACUUGAGCUGUACUGGUUCUGAAAAUGAAAGUUAUUUAUUUUAAGAAAUAAAAUCCAGAUAGUGUUGCUUUUUACAGCAUAAUAAAUGGAAAUACCAAGA
Messenger RNA from Agelaius phoeniceus (red-winged blackbird), 5130 nucleotides. It is a transcript of the gene GLS, whose product is annotated as glutaminase. Gene Ontology annotation, biological process: L-glutamine catabolic process. NCBI's taxonomy places the organism in Eukaryota, Metazoa, Chordata, Aves, Passeriformes, Icteridae. The record is from RefSeq and is a predicted model, not a curated record. Gene Ontology annotation, molecular function: protein binding; glutaminase activity.